Molecule: messenger RNA, 375 nt
Organism: Odocoileus virginianus texanus
Lineage: Eukaryota; Metazoa; Chordata; Mammalia; Artiodactyla; Cervidae
Source: RefSeq, a predicted model, not a curated record
GUGGUUACUCUUUGUUUGGAGGGCGGGCGCUGUUUUCCAACAGAGCUGGAGGAUUCAGCCGCUGCUGGGAUGAUGGAAAGCAAUGAUGAUGAUGAUAUAAAGCUCAGAGAAGAAAUAGAGGCUGAAUUGGAUAAAAUCAGCAUUUCUUCCUUGGAAAAAUAUGAUUUUGAUAGUGAUUCAAAAUCAGAAACCCAGAGUGAUAAUAGUGAUACAGAUUCAGAUGAGCUUCCUGAGUCGGUUCUUCACUGUAUUAACAUCAUAAAGAAUAAGAGUAAAACUGCUGAAGAGCUCAUUCUUCAGGACUUGGAGGAUACUGAUGUUUUAAAAAGGAGUGUGACGUAUUUUGAGGCAGUCAUUCUGGGAGCUGUGCAGUGA